Molecule: messenger RNA, 6108 nt
Organism: Lynx canadensis (Canada lynx)
Lineage: Eukaryota; Metazoa; Chordata; Mammalia; Carnivora; Felidae
Gene: LMLN
Product: leishmanolysin like peptidase
Exons: 17
Coding region: 512-2587 (691 amino acids)
Biological process (GO): cell adhesion; proteolysis
Cellular component (GO): membrane; cytoplasm
Molecular function (GO): metalloendopeptidase activity
Source: RefSeq, a predicted model, not a curated record
UGCUCUACCCAUUGAGCCAGCCAGGUGCCCCUAAUUCUUGGUUUUCAUAGAAGUUAAGGGAUGAGGUUGAAUAGUAAAGAACUCAUUGAUUUUACAAGAAAUGACUUAAGAAAUGGGUGUAAAAUCGGUGCCUGAGGAUAAAAUAAAAAUGAAAAUUACAUUCCAUCCAUUUUUUUAUAUAGAGGAUAACCAUUAAAGAUUCUGCAGCAGAUUAUGUUACCUGGCACCUAGUGGAUGCCUGCCUUCUCGGUGAAUAACAGAGAAAGGGCCUCAUACCAUCACUCCCUUACUAUCAGCACCCACUAGUCUUCCACAGCCCAUCUCACGUGGGCCUCUAAACGGCACUUAAUUGGCCGGCUUCGCGCGUUGAGACUCGACGGGCGUGAUGCAGUUCCUCAUCCGCGGUGAACUGGCUGGGUGAUGCUAGCCAAUCAAGAAGCGUUUUUCCGCCGACUAUACCAUUUGCCCCAGGGUGCGGGACUGGCGCUGGGGCCGAGACGUCACGUACUCCAUGGUAACGACGCUCGGCCCAAAGAUGGCGGCCGAGUGGGGUGGAGGAGCAGGUUCUCCUGGUUCAGGCCCAUGCCCUAGCCAGUGGCGCUGGAGCAGUUCUUUAUGGGUCCGAAGCGUUCUGCUCUUGUUGGGCGGCUUCUGGGCAAGCGCCACAUCUAUUCCUGUCUCCUUGGACAGUUCCCCUCCCUGCCGGCACCACGUCCCCUCUGAGACUGAGGUCAUAAAUAAGGUUCAUCUUAAGGCAAAUCAUGUUGUAAAAAGAGAUGUUGAUGAACAUUUAAGAAUCAAGACUGUCUAUGAUAAAAGUAUUGAUGAGUUGCUCCCUGAGAAAAGAUACCUUGUAAAGAACAAACUUUUUCCACAAGCUAUUUCUUAUUUGGAGAAGACUUUUCAGGUUCGUAGACCUGCGGGCACUAUCUUACUUAGCAGACAACGUGCAACAAACCAACACCAGAAGGAAAGUGAUCCCCAUAGAUACUGUACUGGGGAAUUUGCAGAGCAUACAAAAUGCGGCCCAGUUAUAGUGCCUGAGGAACACCUCCAGAGAUGCAGGGUCUGCCGUGGGGGUAAGUGGUCCUGUUUAGCAGUAGGUGUGCAAGACCAAGAAGGCGUCCGGGAUGCAGACUUUGUUCUAUAUGUUGGUGCUCUGGCCACCGAGAGGUGCAGCCGUGAAAACAUCAUCUCUUAUGCAGCCUAUUGUCAGCAGGAAGCAAAAAUGGACAGGCCAAUAGCAGGAUAUGCUAACCUGUGUCCAAAUAUGAUCUCUACCCAGCCUCAGGAGUUUAUUGGGAUGCUGUCUACAGUAAAACAUGAGAUUAUUCAUGCCCUGGGUUUCUCUGCUGGCCUAUUUGCAUUCUACCAUGAUAAAGAUGGAAAUCCUCUAACUUCAAGAUUUGCAGAUGGUCUCCCACCUUUUAAUUAUAGUCUUGGAUUAUAUCAAUGGAGUGAUAAAGUAGUUCGAAAGGUGGAGAGAUUAUGGAAUGUUCGAGAUAAUAAGAUAGUUCCUCACACUGUGUAUCUUCUAGUAACACCUCGUGUUGUCGAUGAAGCGCGAAAACAUUUUAACUGUCCAAUUCUGGAGGGAAUGGAACUCGAAAAUCAAGGUGGCAUGGGCACUGAGCUCAACCAUUGGGAAAAGCGGUUAUUAGAGAAUGAAGCAAUGACUGGUUCUCACACCCAGAACCGAGUCUUCUCUCGAAUCACUCUGGCAUUAAUGGAGGACACUGGUUGGUAUAAGGCUAAUUACAGCAUGGCCGAAAAGUUAGACUGGGGCCGAGGAAUGGGCUGUGACUUUGUAAGAAAGAGCUGUAAGUUCUGGAUUGACCAGCAGAAACAAAAGAGGCAGAUGCUGAGCCCUUUCUGUGACACGCUUAGAAGUAACCCAUUGCAGUUAACUUGCCGACAGGACCAGAGAGCAGUUGCUGUGUGUAAUUUGCAGAAGUUUUCAAAACCUUUGCCUCAAGAGUACCAGUACUUCGACAAACUAAGUGGAAUACCUGCAGAAGACUUGCCUUAUUAUGGUGGUUCAGUAGAAAUUGCUGACUACUGCCCUUUCAGUCAGGAAUUCAGUUGGCAUUUAAGUGGUGAAUAUCAGCGCAGCUCAGAUUGUAGGAUAUUGGAAAAUCAACCAGACCUUUUUAAAAAUUAUGGUGCCGAAAAGUAUGGACCUCAUUCAGUUUGUCUAAUUCAGAAAUCCGCAUUUGUCAUGGAAAAGUGUGAGAGGAAGCUGAGUUACCCAGACUGGGGGAGUGGAUGUUAUCAGGUUUCUUGUUCUCCCCAAGGUCUGACAGUUUGGGUUCAGAACACUUCAUAUUUGUGUAGUCGGGCUGGGCAGGUCCUCCCCGUCAGUAUUCAGAUGAAUGGCUGGAUUCACGAUGGUAACCUGCUCUGCCCAUCAUGCUGGGACUUCUGUGAGCUCUGUCCUCCAGAAACAGAUCCUCCAGCUGCUAACCUGACCCGAGCUCUACCACUGGAUCUCUGUUCCCGUUCCUCUAGCCUGGUGGUCACCCUCUGGCUUCUGCUGGGCAAUCUAUUUCCUCUGCUGGCUGGAUUUCUUCUAUGUGUAUGGCACUAGGAAAAGUGAAUUCUCAAGACAUUCCUUUGUGUCAUGUUCUUCUGAACAAAGCACAAAAUCUGGGUGAGUGCCAACCUAUGCAGAUGGCAGAAGUGGCAUUCCUGACUUUGGCUUGGAAGCGUUGACUACAACAAGACCUUGAAGCAGAGCUUCACAGCAGUCACUCUUCAUCAGCAACCCAACAGCCUCAGAGUUUGGAGGAGGAGAAGGAAUUCCAAGUCACCAUGUCUCUAUUUUUCAGCAUAUAUAACCUGCCUGAAGUUUUCCUUUGAAAAUGGGAUAAUUGGUGAAAUUUUCAGAGUGAUUACAUACCUCAGCAUUUUCAUUAACCUAAAAUGAUGGGAAAGUUCAUCAAUACUGCAGUAACUUUUUUUAAAAAGCUAAUUAUUACAAAAUUAUAAAUUGUGGAUCCUGUCCUCACAAGUAUAAAUUGUCCUUUGAGGUAUAGACAGUAAUUGAAUUGGGUUUCUACAUCACUAUUAUACCUAUAUUGAGUUUAAUAGCUGUGCUUGGUACACUUAAAUCAUUGUUCUCAUUGUUCCCAAAAGUUUUUUUAAAUUAUAAUUUGCUAAAUCUUAUGAUUUAACCAUGCUUGCCUUUUCAAACCAGCUGUGUGGCAGUUUACUACUGAACUAUUACAUGUUGGUAGCCCUUCCAGUGUAUUCUCCAGUAAUUUAAUAAUGACUUGAAAAACUGUGGGAGCAGAGAGAGAAAAAUACUCUGCCCUGUAAAAACAUUGAAGACAUGCAAACAAACAGAAGAAAACAUAAUUGUAUGUUUUUCAGAAAAUAGUUAUGGCAGCUGUAAUCCAACAAAAAUAGAACUAUUCCUUUCAGGUGGGCUUAGAAAUUGUUAACAGAAGAAUUCUUACUAUCUGAAAAGUAUUUUAUAUAUAAGAAGAAAAAUGUAAGUCAAAACAGAUGGUUUGAAUUGUUUACUAAUAGCAAAGUGUAGGUUUGGUAUAGGGCCUAUUCAGUAGGGCUCACUUUACCCACAACAUAAAGCUCAGUCUGCAGAAGUCAGAAAAUUGCCUGUGCUUUGAAAUGAGGUGAUGUUCUUUACCUCCUGCUUUAUAUUCUCAUCCUCAGAAGUAAUUCUGCUCUGGUACUAGAGCUUAUCAACCCUUCUUAGUAAUUCCAGUUUGAAAUUUUUUAAUGAUGAGUAAUGUACAGUUUGUCUCCAAAGCUACUGAAGUCCUGCGGCAUUAUAAACAUAACUCCUGGACAAAUUCAUUCAUUCAUUCAUUCAUUCAUUCAUCCAUUCAUCCAUCCAUCCAUCCAUCUAUCCAUCCAUCCAUUCAUUCAUUCACCCUUAAUUUAGCUUAUAGUUAUUGAGCACUGCAUUUAAGAAGUGCUAAGUGAGCAAGCAGUAUAAUUACUAAAAAAUAAUUCCAACUGACCAUUUGGUAUUGGAGCCAAAGUGCAGCCCAGCAUAAAGAAAGUCAACUUUUGUUUUUCAACGCAUUAAUUUUGAAUAUGUAUUUGCAUACAGUUUUAAAUUGAAGGUAUUUGUCAUUGUAAAGUGCUGGGGGUCUCUAGCACAGCUGACUUCAGCUAAAAAGAAACUAAUAGUAAUGGUGUCAGGCCAGUGCUCAGUUUUCUGCCUUUGUCACACAUACUUUAAAGGUCAGAAAAAAGCAUAGAGUAUAUUUUUAAAGAAAAUUAUAAAACUCUAAACUUAUAUGUCUGUUGUGAUUAUGAAUCAUCUGCAUAGGUGUAUAAAGAAUUUCACCAAAAAUACGAUGACGAAUAGAUUUGAGAAUUCACAGUGGUAGGUUCGAUUAUAUUUUGACUGUUGUGCAGUAAUGCCAUUUAGGUAGUAUUCUUUCCAAGCAUGGUGCUUUUUAUACUUGAAAUAUAUUUUUGCUUUAUUUUUUAUUGAUAUAAUUAUAUUUGCACUAAUAACUUUCUGGAGAAAAUAUUAUAGAUGACAUUUUUUCUAUAUAUAUUUAUUAAGCUUGGAAUCUGAUCCCCUAGUGUUUUCUCUGCACAAAUAAGGAACUUGCUAAAGUGUGAGGCUAAAAAAUCUUGAGUUUCUGAGGGUAACUAACUGCUCUGGUGUCUUCCUUCCUCUUCAAUAAGUCUCGAGAAUAGUUGCUAAUCACUGAUUCUUCAUAGUGUACUCCAUGAAGAUUUAGAAGGCCACUGAACCUGUAAGAAGUGUUGAGAGGCUCAUUUGAGUCACUUAGAAUAUGUCAGUAUUCUAAAAACGGACUUAGAAUCUGAGAUUUCAGUGCAGAAUUAGUGGGCUAGACUUCUACUUUGAACUGAAGAAUUUGAAAUGGUUUAAAUGUUAGUAUCCUUUGGCAGGAUGCCCUUUAUGUUAACAGAAGCAGUUCACUGAGGAGGCGACUAGCAGACUGCAACUAUUGUGGGAGCCAGGUGGGGCACGGAAGGAGAAUGAAGAGUAGCUGAUUUGGGGAUAGUAGACUGGAGUCCUUUCUGACUCAAAACGUGUGGAGUGCAUAUAAAAACUGACUAGACUACCUCAGUUUUCAGUUCAGAUUUAGGUUCAUUUUGAUAGUAUUAAGAUCCUAAAUGUCAAAAAUAUCAAGUGAAUUUGUCUCUCAGGUUUUUAAGAACAGAAUUUACGGGAAGGCAGCAAAAGCCAUGUCAGCAGACUUGAGCUGACAGCUUUAAAGAAACUGGCAAGCAGUUAGGGUUGUCUUAAUAUAGACCCCUCUAAUAUUCUCCUGAAGAGCAUCCUUUUUCCUUACUUAUUUCUUAAGAAUAUUUAUGUUUGUUAAAACCAAAUAGGCAUUCUUCAAAUGUUAUGAAAUGUUAUGCUUGAAAUUAGUUUCAGCCUAGUAUGUUGGCUUAAGAGUUUAUCAAUAUUUGAAGAUGAGAAACAAAUUAAUGAAGUUUAAAUGGCUUAGGAAGAUACAUAAGUAUGUCUGAGUAUUCCAUAAAAUUUUAUCAAUAUUCUUCUCAAUAUUAGAAGACUUACUGAUUGAGACCAACUGUAAAAUGACUAGCUGCUUUCUCAGAAUCUUUCUAGCUCUAAUAUUCUAUGACUAACACUCAUCCAGACUCGGUAGGUCACUGCUGGCUCUGAUCUGCCUCCUGGAGUAUGCCAGUUUGCACAUCAUGUUCAUCACAGUGUCUUGUGCUCAAGGCCUUAGCGCUGUCCAUGUCCUUGGACACUGAACAGAGAGAGAAGGGCCAUCUCUGAGGGCACUUGAGCAGUCCUGGUGGAGGAGGUGGACUUCAGUCACAGCCCCGCAAACCCAGUGCAUAGUGAGCACUUAGUCAUCCAUGCCAUGUCCUUGCAGCCCAGGAAUAUAGUUUAAUAAAGUCUCUGCUACUCAUUCUGAAGAAAGAAUUUACCUGAAAAUAUGACUCCUUUUUUUUUUUUAUGUUCAGUCAAGAUUGGGGAAGAAGUGGUAAAUUAUUUUAUGUUUACACUUUUGAUAAAUGAAAUAGAAGAUUUAAGAACUAAUCUUUAUUUGUGUUAUUGAACUUUAAGUGUAAUGUAUUCCUUAGUAAAAAAAAAAAAAAAACUUUAAUAAAAAUGGAAACUAA